AUGGACGAAACACACGAUGUUACCGCCAAUCGAGGGCCCCGUAUUCUCGGAUCUUGCGUAGCAUGCGUCGGCCUCGCGCUCAUUAUCAUGGCGACUCGGAUGUGGGUCAAGAUUCGUAUCGUUAAGCAUGUUGGUCCGGACGAUUACGUCUGCUUGAGCUCAGCGGUCGUAAUGCUCGUCCAGAUGAUCUUGAUCAUCGUUCAAGUGGACCUGGGAGCCGGUCGACAUAGAGAUGCCAUUUCUCCCGAGGAAAAUGUCAAAGGCCUGCACAUCAACUUUGUAACGCAGCCGUUGUGUCUGAUCRGGCUGAUGUUGGUCAAAGUCAGCAUUGGACUUCUCUUGCUUCGCUUGACGACGUCGAAAAAGUUCCUACGUUUCAUCUGGGCGGCAAUCGUCUUCACGCUGCUGUCCUUCACCGCCAAUUUCCUGGUCGUGAUGUUACAGUGUCGACCGCUGGCAUACACGUGGGGCGGGACCACGGAUGGCAAGUGCAUGCCUUCUUCAGAUCUCAAGUUUGCCGCCUUCUUCAACUCCAGCGUAUCCGUACUCACAGAUGUAAUCUUCGCGAUUUUGCCGGCUAUCUUGCUUUGGAAAGUGCAACUCAAUCGCAGAACGAAGCUUGCCACGAUUCCGGUGCUAUCCCUAGGAUUUCUAGCGUGCGCUGCCGGCAUCACCAAAAUGUUCUAUCUCGAGAGUUACGGCAAGUACGGGGACUUUCUCUGGGACAGCACGUACAUAACAAUCUGGACCACGGUCGAAAUCUGCGUCGCGAUAAUCGCCGCCUCGGCAUACUCUCUCAAACCCCUCUUCCAAGCCAUAUUGAAAGACAGAACCAAGAACGGCAACUCCAAUGGCUACUCCAAACGCGUCUCCAAACACGGUCCAUCCUCCAGCUCGAUUCAGCGCCUCCGCAUGAAGCAAGACUACAACGAUCUGGAACUCGGCUCUCAGCCCUCCCAGAAUCCCUACAAUGGAACAUCGUCCUCUCACAACAGUAGUACCUAUCAUCACGAGGACACGCUGAUCACAAAGACGACGGAUCUGGCGGUUACAGUGAGCGAUAGGAGGCCUAGCUAUGAUGAUAGGUUGGAAAAGAAAGAGAGCUAUGAGUAUGAUUCAAAACAUCAUUGA
This is a messenger RNA of Ramularia collo-cygni, 1131 nucleotides long. RefSeq lists its product as uncharacterized. The record is from RefSeq and is a predicted model, not a curated record. Bases 1 to 1131 code for a protein of 376 amino acids. The transcript is spliced from 6 exons. NCBI's taxonomy places the organism in Eukaryota, Fungi, Ascomycota, Dothideomycetes, Mycosphaerellales, Mycosphaerellaceae.